Molecule: messenger RNA, 1635 nt
Organism: Lactuca sativa (garden lettuce)
Lineage: Eukaryota; Viridiplantae; Streptophyta; Magnoliopsida; Asterales; Asteraceae
Product: tubulin alpha-4 chain
Biological process (GO): microtubule-based process
Cellular component (GO): microtubule
Molecular function (GO): GTP binding; structural constituent of cytoskeleton
Source: RefSeq, a predicted model, not a curated record
AGUGUCACAAUUCAAAUCAAUUGGAGAGGCGUCUUAAUAAACGCCCUUCAAAUUUCUCUCUUCUGACUUUCAAAAUCCCUAAAUCCCCGAUUUCGAUCUCUUUCUGUUUCAAUUUUUUGCGAAAAUGAGGGAGUGCAUCUCAGUUCACAUCGGACAGGCUGGUAUUCAGGUCGGAAACUCCUGUUGGGAGCUUUACUGUCUCGAACAUGGAAUCAAGCCUGAUGGCCAGAUGCCAAGUGACAAAACUGUCGGAGGAGGUGACGAUGCAUUCAACACCUUUUUCAGUGAAACAGGCGCCGGAAAACAUGUCCCCCGCGCCAUUUUUGUAGAUCUCGAACCCACCGUCAUCGACGAAGUCAGGACCGGAACAUACCGUCAACUUUUUCACCCGGAGCAACUCAUCAGCGGCAAAGAAGACGCUGCAAACAACUUCGCCCGCGGCCACUACACCAUCGGAAAAGAAAUCGUAGACUUGUGUUUAGAUCGCAUCCGAAAACUCGCCGACAAUUGCACCGGUCUUCAAGGCUUCCUGGUGUUCAACGCCGUCGGCGGCGGAACUGGCUCCGGUCUCGGCUCGCUUCUUCUCGAACGUCUCUCCGUUGACUAUGGUAAAAAGUCAAAGCUUGGGUUCACGGUGUAUCCGUCGCCACAAGUUUCCACCUCCGUCGUUGAGCCGUACAACAGCGUUCUCUCCACCCACUCUCUCCUCGAACACACCGACGUCGCCGUCCUCCUCGACAACGAAGCAAUCUACGACAUCUGCAGAAAAUCUCUCGACAUUGAACGCCCGACGUACACCAAUCUCAACCGGUUAAUUUCUCAGGUAAUCUCCUCCUUAACCGCUUCUCUCCGAUUCGACGGAGCUUUAAACGUCGACGUUACCGAAUUCCAAACAAAUCUCGUCCCAUACCCUCGAAUCCACUUCAUGCUCUCCUCCUACGCUCCCGUCAUCUCCGCCGAGAAAGCGUACCACGAACAAUUAUCUGUGGCGGAGAUAACAAACACGGCGUUUGAGCCGUCGUCGAUGAUGGCGAAGUGCGACCCUCGCCAUGGGAAAUACAUGGCGUGUUGUUUGAUGUACAGAGGUGAUGUUGUUCCGAAGGAUGUGAAUGCUGCGGUGGCGACGAUUAAAACGAAGCGGACGAUUCAGUUUGUGGACUGGUGUCCGACGGGGUUUAAGUGUGGGAUAAACUACCAGCCGCCGACGGUGGUUCCGGGAGGGGAUCUGGCGGAGGUGAAACGGGCGGUGUGUAUGAUUUCGAAUUCGACGAGUGUGGCGGAGGUGUUUUCGAGGAUUGAUCAUAAGUUUGAUCUUAUGUAUUCGAAGAGGGCGUUUGUUCAUUGGUAUGUUGGUGAAGGGAUGGAGGAAGGUGAGUUUUCGGAAGCGAGGGAGGAUUUGGCGGCGUUGGAGAAGGAUUAUGAGGAGGUUGGGGCGGAGUCCGGCGACGGUGAUGAGGAUGAGGGUGAGUAUUGAUAAUACAUGAUGAUGAUGAUGAUGAUGAUGAUGAUGAUGUGUUGUUAUGUAUGUCUUUUGAGUUUAUAUUGUUUAUGGAUUUGGAUUUGAUUUGUGGAGAUUGUUGGUGGGUUGGCUUUAAUUUGUUGAAUAUAAUUGUUUUUGAAAAAUUUAUUGGAUUA